Molecule: messenger RNA, 1241 nt
Organism: Cladophialophora immunda
Lineage: Eukaryota; Fungi; Ascomycota; Eurotiomycetes; Chaetothyriales; Herpotrichiellaceae
Exons: 1
Coding region: 117-1241 (374 amino acids)
Molecular function (GO): oxidoreductase activity, acting on NAD(P)H
Source: RefSeq, a predicted model, not a curated record
AGACAAUAGGAGAAAUCCAGGUUGUCUACCAAAAGCUGCUGAUACCUACAUUGGUUGGAUCUCAACUCUUCGAAGCCUAAUAGGUGGUUGCUUGUCCAGAAUCAAGUACCCUGACCAUGCCGCCGUUGAACACUGCAGCAAUCCUCCCCUCGCCCAAAGCACCAGCCCUCACGAUCUCUCCGGCCCCCUACUCGCCUCCAUCCUCCGGCGAAGUGGUGAUCAGAGCCCACGCCGUGGCAAUCAACCCUGCUGACUGGGCCAUCCAACAGCUCGGUAUCCUCAUCUCAGAGGAAGACGGCUACCCAUGUGUCCUUGGAUGUGAUGUUGCUGGAGAGGUUGUCGAGCUUCCCCGUGAAGGGCAGAUGGACGACCGGAUCUCCCAUCUCAAGGUCGGCGAUCGCGUCAUCGGUCAGACAGGGCCGCUGAGAAUCAAAGAUUCCAGUGACUUGGAUCUUACUGGGGAUGACCUCGAACAGUGGCGCGGCAAAAAGGUGUAUGCCUACUCUUCCUUCCAAACAUAUGUGGUCCUCCUUUCCCCCUUCGUGGCAAAGAUCCCCGAGACCAUGUCCUACGAAGACGCGACUGUAUUGCCGCUUGGUGUGACCACCGCCUCCAGCUGUCUGUUUCCCGAGAUGAUGUUGGGGUUGGAUAUGCCUCCUGUAAGGGGCAAAGCCGAGAAAAAGGGCAAAACUCUCGUUGUCUGGGGAGCCUCUUCAAGCGUGGGCUCCUGCGGUGUCCAGCUCGCGGCACAGGCGGGCUACACUGUCGUCGGCAUCUGUUCACCGCCGAACCAUGAGUUCGUGAAGUCGCUCGGGGCGGAGGAAUGCUUUGACCAAAACGAUCCAAAUAUCAUCGAAUCUGUGGUCUCAUAUCUCAAGACUGAAGGGCAAGAGGUGGUCGGAGCAUACGACGCCAUCUCCAAACCUCCGACGCUGCAACCCCUCUGUGAAAUCCUUCAUGGAUGCGGUGGCCGGAAGUUCAUCGCCUCGGUCUACCCCGGCGCCGAACAGUACGCUAAACACGAUGUGUCGAUCGUGACGAAUCUGUCAACGGUGAGCAACUUCGCCACCGGCCUCGCGCCGAAGGUGUGGAGUUGGCUCGAGAGUGCUUUGCAGGACCAGCGGGUCCAAUGCAUGCCUCCGCCUGAGCAUAUGGGCAAAGGGCUCGAGAGUAUUCAAGCCGCAAUGGACAAACUGGCUGGGGGGACGGUGAGCGGGAGGAAACUGGUGGUCACUCUGUGA